AUGGGGAACAUGGAUGGGGACAUGAACUGGGACGGCAUCAAUGCCACCACCUGCGUGUCCCCAGCUGUGUCCCCAGCUGUCCCCCUGAGCCACAUGGACUCGGUGCUCGCCAUCCUGGACACCCUCGAGUCCCUGCCUGAGGCGACUCCUCUGACACCAACAAGCCUUGGGGAGGGGCUGGGGGUCUGCAGCACCCUGGAGUGCUGAGCGGUGCUGGGUGAGUCCCCUGGGACCCCCACGCCCCCGGCUCUCACUGCGGGCCAGUGGCAGCUCCUGACCGAGCUCCUGUGCCACGACCCAGCCACACCGGAGCUGGGGGCGGUGCUGGCCCCCGACGGCUCCACGGUGGCCCUUGGUCCCCUUCUGGCCGACAUCAAGGCAGGGCUGACAUCCUGCAGGUUUGGGCGACCCCUCCCCACCCUUGACCCGCUCUCCACCCCCCUCCUGGCUGUCACCAUUGCCGAGGAUUUGGGGACAUCCUUCCUGCUGGCACAGGGGGGUGACAACAACGCCACCGUGCUGGGACCCAGCAGCUGCUGGGAUGACGUGACCAACCCCCAAAAUUACAUCUUGAGAGGUCCCCUUCCUGUGGCCAUCAAGGCCAUGGAUGGGGUGGUCCUGGGGGCGCAGCUGGCCCAGGGAUCUCUCCCAGUGGCUGAGCUGCUUCUGGGCUAUUACAGUACCAGGAAUGGCUCGGAAGUGGGGACACUCCUCAGCAGUUACUGGUGCUGGGACUUUGGGGCACUGAUGGGAUAGGGACAGCUGGAGAAGGAGGUUGCAGCAGUUUUGGGGGUGCUGAGGAUGCUGUUGCAGACCCCAGAGCUCCUGAGGGAUGUGGGGGCACAGGAGGUGACAGCCGUAGCUCAUUGGACAUGGGAGUCCAGCGAGCACUGUGUGGCUGAGGGCAGGGUGGUACCUCCUGAAUGGGAGUGUCACCCCUAA
This is a messenger RNA of Catharus ustulatus (Swainson's thrush), 942 nucleotides long. RefSeq names its product N-acetylmuramoyl-L-alanine amidase-like. The record is from RefSeq and is a predicted model, not a curated record. NCBI's taxonomy places the organism in Eukaryota, Metazoa, Chordata, Aves, Passeriformes, Turdidae.